Messenger RNA from Pochonia chlamydosporia 170, 1044 nucleotides. RefSeq names its product peroxisomal membrane anchor protein (Pex14). Gene Ontology annotation, cellular component: peroxisomal importomer complex; peroxisomal membrane. The transcript is spliced from 4 exons. Gene Ontology annotation, biological process: protein import into peroxisome matrix, docking. The coding region runs from base 1 to 1044 and encodes 347 amino acids. Gene Ontology annotation, molecular function: signaling receptor binding. The record is from RefSeq and is a predicted model, not a curated record. NCBI's taxonomy places the organism in Eukaryota, Fungi, Ascomycota, Sordariomycetes, Hypocreales, Clavicipitaceae.
AUGGCAAUUCGCGAGGACUUGGUAGCCUCUGCGGCUCAAUUUCUGCAGGACCCUAGCGUUGCCUCGUCUUCCGUCGAGAAUAAAAUCCAGUUUCUACGGUCGAAGAACCUGACCCAAGAGGAGAUCAAUGCUGCCCUCGCUCGGUCAGGCAACGCAGCUCCAGUCGCCGCUGCGCAAUACGGCCCUCCCGCCGGUCCUCCACAACAAUACUAUCCUCCUUAUGCACAACAAGCAUGGCAGCCUCCUCCACAAGUUCCCCGGCGAGAUUGGCGAGACUGGUUUAUUAUGGCCACGGUUGUCAGCGGGGUCGGCUACGGUCUGUACUCGUUGAGCAAGCGAUAUGUCUAUCCUCUCAUCGCACCCCCCACACCUGAAAGACUGGAACAGGACAAGAAGUCGAUAGAAGAGCAAUUCGACAGAGCUUUUGCCUUGGUUGAGCAGUUGGCGAAGGACACUGAGGCUCUCAAAGACGCCGAGCAGCAGAGAACCGAGAAAUUGGAUUCUGCAAUUUCCGAGCUUGAGACGGUCAUGACCGAUCUCAAGUCUGCGAAUCGCCGACGGGAGGACGAUGCGCAGCGCAUUCGUGACGAGGUUCAGGCUUUGAAAGACGCAAUUCCCAAGGCUAUGGAUAACCAGAAGAGUCUGACUGACAACCGAUUGGCCGAAAUCAAUACUGAGCUCACCAGCCUCAAGACGUUGGUUUCCCAGAGGAUGGCGCCAAGUUCCUCGCCUGCCACCACCAGCUCGUUUCCACGCUCACCCGGCGGCACCCUCGCUGCUGGCCGAUCUUCAACUCCAGCGGCGACAGUGGAGAGUGUUCCCGAGACACCAAGCACCCCAGCGACAACUGCGAGUGCCACCGAACCCCCAAAGAGUCUCGCGCAAAGCUCCUUCAACAGACCCGCCGGGUUUUCCAGUGGCGGUAGCAGCUCUACCAAGGCAUCAAUUCCCGCCUGGCAGAUGGCGGCCGCCCAAUCUGCCUCCAGCGCAUCUACCACAACUCCUACUGAGGGCAGCAGCAAAGAAGUUGGUACCAGCUCUUAA